Pseudocercospora fijiensis CIRAD86 is the source of this 1161-nucleotide messenger RNA. RefSeq lists its product as uncharacterized. The transcript has a single exon. Gene Ontology annotation, biological process: regulation of transcription by RNA polymerase II; positive regulation of DNA-templated transcription, elongation. The record is from RefSeq and is a predicted model, not a curated record. The annotation marks the transcript as partial. Gene Ontology annotation, molecular function: cyclin-dependent protein serine/threonine kinase activator activity. NCBI's taxonomy places the organism in Eukaryota, Fungi, Ascomycota, Dothideomycetes, Mycosphaerellales, Mycosphaerellaceae. Gene Ontology annotation, cellular component: nucleus; cyclin/CDK positive transcription elongation factor complex.
GGCCCUCAUCCAUCGACCAUCCGCGUUUCGGCAGCAUACAUCACUCAGUCGGCCAUCGAGAAGAAGCUUGCUCCCUCAGGCCCAGAUGCGCAAGAGAGAAGUCUGCAAGAAGCUCGCGAGGACACUGCUCGGCUGCAGGGAGUGGCGUGGCUGGAUAAUGUCCGCCGUGCGCUUCAGCUGCCCAUCAAGACCUACACUACUGCCUGCGUCUACUACCACAAAUUUCGAUUGGUAAACCAGGAAGAGAAGUACUUGUUGAAUUGGACCGAGCCGGCAGCUGCGAGCUUGUUGACGAGUUGCAAGAAUGAGGAUACGCUGAAGAAGAGCCGGGACAUUUUGGCGGCAGCAUGGAAUAUGAAAUUGGCAGUGCACGAGCAGAUUGGCUCUGACGAUCCUCUUCUGGAGCAGCAACAGCGCAGUGUCAUUGGCGUUGAGCGCAUGGUGCUGGAAGCAGGUGGCUUUGACUUCCGAAGUCGAGAUCCACACCACGUGCUGAUCAAGAUUGGCAAGAGCUUGCGCAAGAGCGAGGAUUUGAGAUGCGUGGCCAAGCUGGCUUGGACAAUCCUGACAGACUUGCACCGGACGUUUGCGCCGCUCAAGCAAACGAGCUCAACUCUUGCGCUGGCAAGCUUGGAGCUUGCUGCGCACUUCAAAGCCGCAACAUCGCCAAACAAUGUCUGCAGCGUGAGGGAUGAUCUGCAGACACUGCAUCUGAAGAGAUGGCAUACGACUCGAGAAGAAGUGAUGGAGACAUUGCUGGAUGCCUUGGACUUGUAUACUCAUCACACACAAUCAACCAUUCUGGGUCCCAAGAUCAAGCUGGACGACAUGCUUCGAAUCCGCCUUGAGCUCAACAAGGAGUGCUCUGACUCCAGCCUGCCACGAUACACUGUGGUUCAGUCUCCACCAUCGCCAGACAACACCAAUGGCAAUGGCAGUACUCUUCGUGUUGCUAAUGGCCAUCCCACUCCGAUAUCCCCUCCCCAGCCAGGCACACACGCGCCACCACAGCAGGUCAACAACUAUAUCGAGAGUCAAACGGCACCCCAAACGAAUGGCACGUUGCGUUUCAUGCUCGACCCACAACGUGCCACAGAUGAGCGAGUCGAAGUCAAGCGUCACUUCACGGAAGAAUGGGAAGAGUACGAAGAGGAAAUCGAA